Molecule: messenger RNA, 3551 nt
Organism: Arvicanthis niloticus (Nile rat)
Lineage: Eukaryota; Metazoa; Chordata; Mammalia; Rodentia; Muridae
Gene: Creg2
Product: cellular repressor of E1A stimulated genes 2
Source: RefSeq, a predicted model, not a curated record
CUAUUAGUCUGUGUCGCUAAGCACACGACACCGCGACACCGCGGACUGAGUGAGUGGUGGAGGAUGUGGGUAUAUUGUGGCUCACGGUUCUGGGGAGGUGAUGGGGUGCAGUAACUGAGCCUGGUGAUGCCCUUCUUGUUGGCACAGAGAAGUUAAGCAGCUUGGUAGAGUCGCACAGCUGACAAGCGGAGGAGUGCAUUGAGCCUGAGUCGUGAACGCCCACCCCUCUGGCUGCAAAAAACGCUUGCCAUCCUGCGGAAAACCAAGACAUCCAGUGGCACGCGUGGACUCUGCGCUCAGUAGCGGUGGUGGGCGCAGCCGAGAAGACUGGUCUUGCAGCAGAUGUCGCUUCUUACCGAGGUAUAAGGCAAUAAGGGGACCCCAGCCCUGGACUGAUCGAGACCCCCACCCGAGAAUCCUACCGCGGGGAGAAGGGGUUCCGACGCACGCUCCGCCGCAGGGGGGCGCCCCUGGCUGGCCGCUGCUUGGCGAGUGGUCCCCGCCACAGGGCGCGUCGCCUUCAAGAAGAUGUCGCUGUCCGGCGGGGAGUGCCCUGCUUGGCCAGGGACUCGCCUGUCCUGGCUGUUAUGCUGCAGCGUCCUGUUGUCCCCAGCCGCCGGCUACGUGAUUGUGAGCUCGGUGUCCUGGGCUGUCACCAACGAGGUAGAUGAGGAGCUGGACAGCGCGUCCACCGAGGAGGCACUGCCCGCGCUGCUGGAGGACUCGAGCAGCAUCUGGCAGCAGAGCUUCCCGGCCUCAGCGCACAAGGAGGACACGCACCUGCAGCCUCGGGGCUCCGCCCGCGCCAGGCCCGCACCGGCCGCGCGUGGCAUGUUUUCCUACCGGCGAGAGAGCGGCUCAUCCGAGGCAUCCCCCGGCCCCAGGGUGCAUGCCGGUACCGCCCGCUCCCUAGCCCACGCUAGCUCCUGGGGCUGUCUGGCCACGGUGUCCACCCACGAAAAGAUCCAAGGACUGCCCUUUGGGAGCUGUCUGGCCAUCAGUGAUGGCCCCGUCCACAACAGCACAGGAAUCCCCUUCUUCUACAUGACAGCCAAGGACCCUGCGGUGGCUGACUUGGUGAAGAACCCCACAGCCUCACUGAUGCUGCCGGAGUCUGAGGGAGAAUUUUGCAGAAAAAACAUCAUCGACCCAGAAGAUCCCCGAUGUGCCCGGUUAACACUCACUGGCCGGAUGGUCACGGUGCCACCAGGGGAGGUGGAGUUUGCCAAGCAAGCCAUGUUUUCAAGGCAUCCAGGGAUGAGGAAAUGGCCCCGCCAGUAUGAAUGGUUCUUCAUGAAGAUGUUGGUAGAACACAUCUGGCUUCAGAAAUGGUAUGGAGGUGUAUCUGACAUCCCGAGGGAGGAAUACUUCAAAGCAGCUCCAAGAAAGGCCUGAUGGUAACACAAAAGUCCUGGGGGUUUGCAUUAAAACGAAGACUUUGAAGUGAUGCAGCCAGACAAUCUCUGACUGCCGUCUCUUUGUUUGAAGGGUGCCUAGCUGCCCUGUCAUCCUACAGCAGAAUGAAAAAGGAUGAACAGGGAGCCUCGGGCUAGAGUUGAGAUUCAUUGGAGUGGUCCUUUGCCGAUCCAUCAUCCACGCAGGCACUUCACAUAGAAGCGGUUCUGUUUACACCGUACUCAAUCCAGACACACCCAUUUGGAAAUCGUGGUUGUCAAAAUGGAAGUGGUAGUUGCUAGUCUGUCCUUUAAAAUAAAUAAAUAAAUAAACAACGCCUGUAUGUAGCAUGUUAUCGCCUUGUAGCGUGAGAACAUUGUGUUGCUUACCAUGCAAAUGUCAUGCUUUGGAUGGAAGCUCAUGGCAUAAAAAGAGCUGAGCGUGUAGCACACAAGGUGACUGUGGGUUCAGGGCAUGGUGGAAGGCUUUUCAUCAGAAGGUUAUUCACUUCGUCACUGAAUUGCAGAUGUAUUUUCUAGAACAUAUGGGUCACGCAGAGAGCCUUUCCUCCACUGUAGUAUGUAGCAAGUCAAGUAAGCACGUUCAGUUUUGUGCAUGGCCUGUUUUGUGUGAGCAGACUACAGCAGAAUAUUAACAAGAAUGAGGUAGUUUUGCCAUUGAGCUUCCAGAUUCCCCACUGUUAGUAUUUCCAGUAGGAAGUUCCCCUCUACCAUUCAUGAAGUGUGAUAUUCAAAGUAAGAAGCACCUCCUUCCACGUGAUAGCAAAGACAGAGGAGAGACUACAAUUGAUAAAGCAAAGACAACCUGCAAGAGAAGGAGCCUGAGAGCCUGCUCACUGCCUAGCCUCAGGCCAGAUCCUCAGCAGAAUCACCUCACUUAAGCCCGACCCAGUAAGCCCAGUAAGAUGCAUGGCUUUGUGUCUCCUUCAGACUGGGAGACUGAAGCUUAGAGAGAACCAGUCAACAUCCCAAGCUCAGGCUCCUAUGUUCAUUGCAUACAAUGGGUGAGGUGCUCCUGCUGCAUUUUCCAAUUCUAAAAAUGAGUUACUGAAAUUCACAGAGGGUCAUCAGGCAAGGGCUGUGAUUUAAAGAACAAUGACUUACCGGCCCGCUGGGAGUGCUGGGUGCACGAUUAGGGAGCACACUUUGAACUUUUCAACAAACCCUUUACAAGAGUUCCUAGCAUUCAGAAGAUACGAAACUGAAACUGUGUACAUACCCGAGGCCUUACUGGACCAGAGCACACACCACCAAGGCCAAGUCUUCUAUCUUUCUACAAUGGCUAGAAAUUCUCUAUGAUGGAUCAGGUAUGUUUUAUAACAUAAAAACACGUCACUAACGUAAGAAAUAUACACAUUCUUAAAACAAAAUAAUUUCAUUUAACGAAGUAAGACAUGAACCGAGUUUGUGUUGUUAAAACACAUUUAAGUACUUAUUACUAGAAACCUAGUAAAGCUGCACAAUCCUAUUUAUUUGACAUAAGCCAGUUCACAAGAGUUCCCAACAAUCAUUAUUUCUAAUACACAAUCAUAGGGUGGCUUUGUUAGAGGUAGUUCCUAUUUCUAGAGUUUAAGAUUAUUGCUACUCCAAUUUAGAAGAAGGUGGAAGGCCAGAAGAACAAACUGCAGGUUACAGGUACUCACUCUACAAGCCAACCUCAGACAUCAAUUCUUGAAGUGCCACUGCCUCUUACGGCUUCCUCAUCAAGGCGCCCCAGACCCCUCACUAUGUGAGCUUGUUAUGAGUUAGCUCGUUAAGGGUCCCUGAUUCUUCAUAGGCUUUGAAGAGCAGGUUCCAAUUACAAACCCCAAGGAAUGUUAUCAGCUAUUUAUCAAAAUGAUAAGAAAUGAAAUCUGAAUCAUCUGGACACCAAGAACAGUGUUAAAAGUUCAUGGGCUGGAGUCAGAAGGUUCCUCUUCAGGCAAAUGAGUAUCAGCAAAUCUCCAGGAAUUUACAUCAAAUUAAAAUGUUCAGUUUUAGACGUAAAGUUCGAAGUUUUAGACAUAGCAAUAAGGCAAGAAAAAGAAAUUAAAUGCUUAUGAGUUGGAAAGAAAGGAAUAAAAGCCUCCUUAUUUACAAUGACAUGAUUAACUACAUAGAAACUUGCACAUAAUCUACUUUUUAAAAGCCAGCAGA